AUGGCGCGAUCACCUGGGCGCUGUGGAGCAGCCCGCAGCCUCUAUCUGGAAGCAGCUUUUCCACGGCUGCCCGGCGGUGGCGGUGGUGGAUUUGGGAGACGGUGCCGCGUGGCUGAAGGCCCUCCACUCACGCCACGCGGCGUCGCAGUGUUGUGCCCGAAUGUAGGCUAUGAUUGUGGAGCCCUGAUUCAUUUCACGGUUGGGAGUGACAUCACCCAAAGUCAGUGGGCAUCAGUUGAGCGCACGGGAGGAUGCACACUACGCUGGACUUAUAUGAGGCAGACAAUCAGGAACUGGCCGUGGACGGCCACCUUCAACGCGAUCGCGCUGCGUAUGCACGCCGCCGGCCUGGUCGCCCACUGGCGCGCCUCCUUCGCUCGCGACUUCGCCUGGUGGCGACGCGUCGUCCUGCACCUGCGCUACGCGGCCGCCGCGCGAGGCAGCCGCAGGCGGGAGGGCGCCGCGCCCCGGCCCUUGGCUCUCGGCGACCUGCCCGCGCAUCUAGCGCUUCUGGCGGCGGGGCUGGCGGCGGCCGGCCUCGCCUUCGCCGCGGAGGGGUGGUGGCGACACCGCGGGGACGUGCUGCGGUGGAGCAGGCGCCGCGCCGCGCAGCUCGUCGGCGGCGUGCAGCGCCCCUGGCGGAUGCUGUCGCAAGCGGUGAUGCGCAGGCUCUACAGGUUGGAGGAUUUGCUGGGCGAGUGA
Messenger RNA from Gryllus bimaculatus (two-spotted cricket), 702 nucleotides. Lineage: Eukaryota; Metazoa; Arthropoda; Insecta; Orthoptera; Gryllidae. The record is from the annotation of a GenBank genome assembly.